Papaver somniferum (opium poppy) is the source of this 1589-nucleotide messenger RNA. RefSeq lists its product as uncharacterized. The transcript is spliced from 8 exons. Lineage: Eukaryota; Viridiplantae; Streptophyta; Magnoliopsida; Ranunculales; Papaveraceae. Bases 247 to 1290 code for a protein of 347 amino acids. The record is from RefSeq and is a predicted model, not a curated record. Gene Ontology annotation, cellular component: membrane.
CAACUUGUACUGAAAACAUGGACCCUCUUGCCCUUUUAGUGUCAUGGGGAUGGACCAAAAAGUAUUAGCUCCAAAAACGUGAUGCAAACACCAAACCUAAUAGUCCAUACCAACUGGCUCAACUAAGCUUUUCUUUGUUCAUCACUCACUAGUCAACAGCUUAAACACUAACCUUCAUCAUUGUAUGAGAGAUUAUGAUCACAUCUAAAUUUUUAGGUUAGUUUCAUAUCCUCUAGAGUUGUAUCCAUGACAGUACUAAUUCACUGGUACGACUUUCUGUGCUUCAUCGUUGUUGUCGGUUCUAUUUUUGCUGCCAUAUGGAUGCUCCUGCGCCAUGAAGAGAAUGACGGUACAAGAAAAUAUUCAACGAAAUAUGAGAGCUUAUUGUUGGUUUCUCAACCUGAUGAAGGCAACGGAAACGUCAGUGCAGAGUGGACACAGCCUAAUCAUGUAGGAUCCUGUCAGUUGUGGACAAGUUGUUGGCGAAAUCUUAACCCUGUGUGGCUUCUGGUUACACGGCUCUUAUCAUUCGUUAUUAUGGCUCGUUUUCUGGCUUGGGAUAUUCAGGUGCACGGCAAAAUUAUGUUUCUCUACUACACCGAGUGGACCUUUAUAUUAGUCAUCAUCUAUUUCGCGCUUGGCACAAUAACAUCGGCACAAGGAUGUUGGGAGAACUCGAGGAAACCUGUGAACGAAAACAAUGGAAGAAAUAGUUCGGUAGGAACUAAUAUUGCAGAGAGUAGUAAAUCCAAGACAACCAUAAGUUUUUGGGCUAACAAAGUCAGAGCUACAGUCAAAGUGCAGAGUUAUCAUGAGCAGGACGCCGUCAAGGAAAUUGCUGGAUUUUGGGGAUAUCUGAUGCAAACAGUAUAUCAGACUUGUGCAGGAGCCGUGGUCCUUACAGAUAUUGUCUUCUGGUUUCUUAUAGUCCCGUUUCUCUCAAUUGAAAGGGUCAAAUUGAACCUGUUAAUGGGAUGUAUGCAUUCUCUUAACGCUGUGUUUCUUCUCAUUGACGCCGCUCUCAACAGCCUUCCCUUUCCAUGGUUUCGACUUGCAUAUUUCGUGCUGUUCACGUCUACAUAUGUCAUUUUCCAAUGGGUUCUUCACGCAUGUGGUGUUUCAUGGUGGCCUUACCCAUUCCUUGAUCUAUCAACUCCAUGGGCACCUCUAUGGUACUUCUUAUUGGCCCUUAUUCACAUCCCUUGCUACGGGCUGUAUGCGCUGAUCAUAAAACUAAAGAACGGAGAGUUCUCGAAGUGGUUCCCUCGUGCCUUUCUGAGCAUACAAUAGUGACUUCCUUGCUGUUCAUGGCUUGAUCAACUAUUGCAUGUACGUAGAACGAGAGUUCUUGGUAUUACUACACUUCACCAAUCUAUGAGAUGAGAUGAGAUGAUAUCAGAUGCUAAUACACAAACAAUCAUUUAUUUUUCUUGUUAUCAUUGUGCGUACUUGCUAUGAGUGUGACUCCAAUAUGGCAAUGGGUUAAAUUUGAACCCCAAAAUCUAAUGUGUAACUCCAUAUCUACGGAUCUAAAUAAAUUUGCUUAUAACCAUUCUAGAAGUUGCUUUUUGACUUCUAGAAACAUAAAA